Molecule: messenger RNA, 1915 nt
Organism: Cuscuta campestris
Lineage: Eukaryota; Viridiplantae; Streptophyta; Magnoliopsida; Solanales; Convolvulaceae
Source: the annotation of a GenBank genome assembly
CUAGUAUAGUUUGACCGGUCAAGUAAUUUACACCAUCAUUUUUGGCGCCGACCGUGGGACCGUUAAGGUUUUUCCUCUUCUAAACACAAACCUACCCACAAAAACACCACUCAAAAUGCCUUCCAGCCAGCAAAUCAACGCCACCCCUGCUCAGGUGCAAGCCACCACUGAAGGUACCAGCAUCCCCAUGGCUGUUACUCUGCCCACCGUUUCUGCUCCGGUUUUGCCAUUGGGACUGGGCUCGGUUCCAACACCCAGCAUGGUCAGCCCAUUCACGGCCCCCGUCCCUUCCGCUGGGCCAAGGGUCACUUUCCCGCCAAGCAUGACUCAGUUCAUGAAUGACCCAGCCAACCUGCAAGCCAUCCAGGGCUUUGGCCAGGUCAUGGCCAUGUGCCAACAGAACGGGGGGAUGCCUUUUCUCCCUGGUAUGUUCCCGUUCGCUCUCCCAGGUGCGGGAACGAUGCCCCUGCAAACUCCAAUGGCGGUGACGCCGUUUCAGACGCCGAUCCCGCAGCCAUCACCUUUCCAACCGGCGCUGGUCAGCACCAUGGCACCUGUCAACUUGACUGGCGCGCUCAACGCUGCAGGGCCGUCGUGUCCCCCGCGAGGUACAAAUCCGCUAAUCACUCCCGAUGGUCACUGCGUCUCGGUUGAAAGUGGAGACGACGAGUGGGACAUUCCAAGGACCCACAAGAAAAAGAAGGGAAAAACUAUCCGCCCAGCAACUUCCCGAAACUCCGCCUUCGAAAGGCUGGGGGAUAGGGAAGAGGGCCAGAGGAAGUCAGCCAAGCUGAGGCUGGGGCAGAGCGUUGCCCAUGUCAGCGCUUUUCCCCGGUUGGGUGAGAUGCGGGAGGCCGAGCCUGCCCGCACCCGACGCUCCCGGUCCAACCGGCAGGAGCCAGCUUGGACGAGGGUCUCUCGCCAGGAGGAGGAAGCAGAAAGCCAACCCAGGGUACCGGUGGCUAACCGGUUAACCACCCCCAAUGAUCGCGUCCAGCAGAUGGAGGCAAAGCUGGAGAGGCUGGAGAAGAAGGUUGGAGAGAAGAGUGACCGGGACAAACCUCUCGCAGGUUCCCCGUUCACCGAAAGGGUCCAUCUGACACCUUUCCCGCGAAAGGUCAAGAUAGAUGCCCCAAGGUUCACCGGUAAGGAGGACCCAGAGAUCCAUCUGGACUCCUUCAAUCAGAAUGCAACCAUGAACGGUUGUACAGAUGAAGAAAAAUGCCUCCUCUUCUUCCAAACCUUGCGGAAUCGAGCCACUGAGUGGUUCAACAAGCUUCGCCCGGGAAGCAUUGACUCAUUCAGUGACUUGGCCUCGAAAUUCAAGGCCAAGUUCCAGGAGAACUGUACUAAGAGGAAGAAAUUCACCUAUCUUAGUACAGCCGGACAGCGGGAAUCAGAGAACCUCACUCAGUUCCUUACCCGGUGGAAGGAGGAGGUAGACAAGGUUGAGGAAAUGGAUGACAAGACAGUAUUGUCCCUCCUCCUGAAUGGUUUGCGAGCCGGGGAACUUUACAAGGAGUUCUGCCGAAAACCCCUGGCCACGUAUCAGGAGGCCUACCACACUGCAUGGGAGUUCGCGGAGGCAGAAACUCAGCUCCGGGCGAAAAAAGAAGCUGAGCAUGGUUACAAGCCCAAGCCGGUGCAGGUCAAAAAGGAAGAAGCGUCGGGACCCAGCCGGCCAAGGCACCACUAUGACCCGGUCGUACGCAUGGUCAACGAAGAAGAAUGCCAGGAGGUAAGGAAAGCACCGGCUCCCUACCCGGUCAUUCCUCCGGAAAAUCCUACCGGUCAGACUGGGCGCCAGUGGUCGGGUACCUAUUGCUCAUACCACCGGUCCGACUCCCAUAGCACCUCAGAAUGCAAAAGUGUUAAGGGGGUGAUCCGGUAGAUGAUAGACAGCGGGGAACUGGGC